AGGUUCAGACGAAGUGCCGAGCACGAACAUAGCGGCGCUGCAACCUCUCCGCCCCCUACGAAGAGAGAGAAAACCAUGGCGGCGGUCGGCGGCGCGGGCAACGGAGCCGGCGAGGAGGCAGGCGGGGCGGAGUUCUACCUGCGGUACUACGUGGGGCACAAGGGCAAGUUCGGGCACGAGUUCCUCGAGUUCGAGUUCCGCCCCGACGGCAAGCUCCGCUACGCCAACAACUCCAACUACAAGAACGACACCAUGAUCCGCAAGGAGGUCUUCGUCUCCCCUUCCGUGCUCCGCGAGGCGAGGAGGAUCAUCCAGGACUCGGAGAUAAUGAAGGAGGACGACAGCAACUGGCCGGAGCCCGACCGCGUCGGCAGGCAGGAGCUCGAGAUUGUCAUGGGCAACGAGCACAUCUCCUUCACCACCUCCAAGAUCGGCUCCCUCGUUGACGUCCAGACCAGCAAGGACCCGGAGGGCCUCCGCAUCUUCUACUACCUCGUCCAGGACCUUAAAUGUUUCGUGUUUUCACUUAUCAACCUCCACUUUAAGAUCAAGCCUAUUCAACUUUGAGCUCUGUUUGGUUCUCCCGGUUGUGUUGUGGUACUGCGAGUGUUAGAGAAUUCUGUACUUAUGUAACAUGCAAUGAGUUGCUCCUGGUGCGGUUUGGUAUGCGUUGAAGAUUCCUUUUGGCAUCGCCUGAGGUUGUUGGAUUGUGCAAACUUUGAGUGCCCAUUGAUAUUUAUAUGCAUGUUUGUUUUGCAGUCU
This is a messenger RNA of Triticum dicoccoides, 762 nucleotides long. Its product is annotated as protein mago nashi homolog 2. Gene Ontology annotation, biological process: RNA splicing. The record is from RefSeq and is a predicted model, not a curated record. The transcript has 3 exons. Gene Ontology annotation, cellular component: exon-exon junction complex; nucleus. Bases 76 to 567 code for a protein of 163 amino acids. Lineage: Eukaryota; Viridiplantae; Streptophyta; Magnoliopsida; Poales; Poaceae.